Messenger RNA from Ordospora colligata OC4, 714 nucleotides. RefSeq names its product putative short chain dehydrogenase. The transcript has a single exon. The coding region runs from base 1 to 714 and encodes 237 amino acids. The record is from RefSeq and is a predicted model, not a curated record. Gene Ontology annotation, molecular function: oxidoreductase activity, acting on the CH-OH group of donors, NAD or NADP as acceptor. Lineage: Eukaryota; Fungi; Microsporidia; Ordosporidae.
AUGGCUGCACUCAAUCUAGUAGGAAAGUCUGUAUUCGUGACUGGUGCAAGUAGAGGACUUGGACUCGAAAUCACAAAGGAGCUCCUGGCAAGAGGUGCAUAUGUACAUGCUAUAGGAAGGUCCUCACAGCCAUACUUCCAUCCAAACCUUACAUAUCAUCAGAUGGAUCUGCAGCUCCAAAAGCCUGAUCUUGGCAUUUCAUUUGAUAUUGUGAUCUCAAACCUUGGCACAAGUGUUGGCAACAAGCGAUUCUGUGAUAUGGAGUACCAGGAGAUCACUGGCAUGCUGCAAAUGAAUGUAGAACUACAGCUGUGGCUGCUCAAGAACAUCUCAUACACAAAGUUUGUGUUUAUCAAUUCCGUCCUGUCCCAACAAGGAUUACCUGAAUACUCCAUGUACUGUGCAUCAAAAGCAUUCAUCCACACACUCAAUCAAUCAUUAAGGCGCGAAGGUAAAGAUACAGUCAUCAUAUAUCCAUACAAGAUAAAUACAACACUAUUCAACGAAAUAAGAGACGUGUGUGCACUCGAUGCAAAGGCAGUGGCUGUCAGAGUUGUAAAAGAUAUCGAAAACGGAACAAGAGAAGAUUUCAUGCCAUGGAUAUUCGGGCCCAUCAGCCACAUCUUCAGAAUCAUGCCUCUUUUCAUUCAAGAUCUCCUUGCAAGGAUAAUAAAAUCUGUGUUCUAUCCACAGAUAAACAGAAAACAAGUAUAA